This is a messenger RNA of Danio aesculapii, 5797 nucleotides long. It is a transcript of the gene cysltr3, whose product is annotated as cysteinyl leukotriene receptor 3. Bases 167 to 1345 code for a protein of 392 amino acids. Gene Ontology annotation, biological process: G protein-coupled receptor signaling pathway. The record is from RefSeq and is a predicted model, not a curated record. Lineage: Eukaryota; Metazoa; Chordata; Actinopteri; Cypriniformes; Danionidae. The transcript is spliced from 2 exons. Gene Ontology annotation, cellular component: plasma membrane. Gene Ontology annotation, molecular function: G protein-coupled receptor activity.
UAAAGAUGGGACACACGAGCACGGAGGCAGUCCUCUUCAUGAGCACCAUAAAGGAAGCAGACACUUGAAACUGUCGAGAGAGGAACACUUUGUGUUGCAUAACAUUGUGGUAUUAAAAUUCUGACAUCAGUCCGCUGAUGGUGAAGAGGAGGAUGACCAAGAGAAGAUGACAGCUGCUGCGUUCACACCAGAACUUACUCUGGGGCUCAACAUCACCCAAAACCCUUGCAACAGAAGCCAGAACUGCGGGGAAAGCGAAGACUUCAAAUAUUUGGCGUACACCAUUACAUACAGCAUCGUAUUCCCGAUUGGAUUCAUCAGCAACUCUGUGGCUCUGUAUGUCUUCCUGUGUCUCACCCAGAAGAAGACGGCCAACACUGUGUUUAUGAUUAACUUGGCCAUUUCAGAUGUCGGCUUCUCAUUGACGCUGCCCUUCCGCCUGGUCUACUACUUUAAGGGCGCUUUAUGGGAAUUCCCAGACUGGUUUUGCCGCUGGUGUGUGUUUUCCUUUUACCUCAACCUUUACACGAGCGUUUUGUUUCUUACAGGGCUCAGUGUGCUACGCUACCUAGCCGUGGUUCACCCUAUGCGCAAUAAGUCGCUGAUCACUACACGGCGAGCUGUCAUAGGAUGUUUAGUGAUCUGGAUUUUUGUGGCGCUCUUGUCUACGCCGUUCCUCAUGUCAGGUACUUUAAAACGGGAUAACAAGACACGCUGCUUUGAACCUAGAAACAGCAACUCAUGGAAUCGCUUAUUUAUUUUGAACUAUGUGGGGGUUUUGUUUGGAUUCAUCCUUCCGUUUAUUACGAUAUUAGGCUGCUAUGGAAGCAUCAUCUUCAAACUCAUCAAUGGACCACAAAGUAAAAUAGGAAAUCGAAAGAGAAAGACAAAAACUCGGCGAAGGGCCGUGUAUUUGAUUGCAGUUGUGCUGAGCACAUUCCUGCUGUGUUUCCUACCAUACCACGUCAUCCGCACCGUCCAUCUUCACGCCAAAGUCGUAUGCAAGCCCUGCCAGGUCAUCAAGUAUCACCUACAAAUCCUGGUCAUCUCACUGUGCAUGGCGGCGUCCAACAGUUGCUUCAAUCCUCUACUCUACUACUUUGCAGGGGAAACUUUCCGGACAUCCUUCCGUAGAGCGUCUUUACGAGGGACGGUCAGUUCGUUCGCUCAGAGUAGUUUUUACCAAUCUUUUCGACGACGGAGCCAAUCGGGCACCUUGCAGAGGACGAGGCACCAAAGCUUUACCUUCGCACGCAGAUCCUCUUUUUGUCACGCUAUAAAGGAAAAGACGCCUCACGAUUGCAUGUCUGAACAGAAAUUCACACUGACUCAAGAAAAGCAUUGAAGACGGCAGUGAUUGGGAGUAGUGAAAGACUAAUGCGGUGGAACAAAUCAGAGCGUACGGAUGCUUUUGUUGACUUGAAUAAAAGCAACUCUACUCCAUUUAAAACACUGAAAUACGAAAGGACAAAAUGGGUGCUGCUUCGAUUAUUUAUGUAUUCAGCAAAGACUUUUGCUCAAAGCAAGACUUGUUGAAAUGGGGUAUAUGCACAGCUAGUAGCUGUGUCCAAAAUUGCAUACUUCCAUACUAUAAAUUACGCUAAAAACAGUUUACGAGUUGAGUAGUAUGUCUGAAUUCAUAGAAUCGAAUAACAGUAUGCGAGAAGUACCCGGUUGACCUACUACUUCCGGUGAGAUUCUGAAGUGCGCAUCAGAUGGAUGCUACGCUAUCCAAUGAUGCACCGCAGGAGAAUUCAUGAAUGGGAGUAAAGCGACGCAGAUGACGCUGGUAGGUCACCUGAUAAUAACAAAAUGGCUGAUGUAGUAUGUCCGAGUUACAUUCAUACUACUGACAUUCAUACUGUUUAGAACAGGAGUGUCCAAACUCGGUCCUGGAGGGCCGGUGUCCUACAUAUUUUAGUUCCCAAUUAAACACACCUGAACCAGCUAAUCAAGCUCUUUCUAUGUAUACACAAAACUACCAGGCUGGUGUGUUGAAGGAAGUUGGAACUAAACUAUGCAGGACACGGCCCUCCAGGACCGAGUUUGGGCACCCCUGGUAUAGAACAUACUUUUCUAAUGGCCGAGUAGUAUGUUUGCAUUUAAAUGCAGUACCUACUGAGUAGUAGGCGAUUUCGGAUGUAGCCAGUGUUUUUCACCCACCAAUAAACUUCCGAUAAAAGAUUAGCAUAGACUAACCAUGUUCCGUUAACAUUUUGCUAUUCAGCAAACUCAAACGACCACCACUCCAUCAUUGAAAGCCAGAUAAGCAUGUUUGUGUGAUCAUUCUCUGGGUGAAUACCCAGUGUACUUUCUAAAUUUUGAUUGAUGUCUUUUGGACCAGUAGUUUUUGAGAAAAGAUGGGAAAAGUAUUGCCUACGCAUGUUUAUGGAAGACGAUAGGUAUUAACAGUUUUCCGUACAUGACGGGGCGCAUAUAACUUCACAAAGCAAACUUAAUGAAUUUUCUCUGAAACAUAUGGUAGAAGGGUCUCUGUUGUGCUCGGGGGUGAAAGAGUGAGAAUUAAAGAUAACACAGAUAUAUAGCUUGUCUAUGUAAGUAUUUAUUCAGAGAUUAGAGUCUGUAUGGAACAUCAUUGUGUACGAAACAUGGUUUGUCUACGUUAAUAUGACUAUUUUCAAUUUCACAUAGUUCAUUUUACAGCAUCGAUGUUGUAAUGUCAUCAAAAAAUAAUCAAUUAAACAGACUUAUUGCAUUCAUUUAGUUGUUCAAGUGCAAAACGAGAUGAAAAGCUGUUUAAAUGCAAGCACCAUAAUGAGCAGCAGGCGAUCGCUAACACUCCAUUGAAAAUACUGUGGUAAAAUAAAUUGUCAUAAUUUAAAGUCAUGGUGCAAAACAAUGGAAUUGAAUGCAGUGCUUCUUGUACAUUCUAAGACCCACUAUAUAUUGUAUAUCAAUCAGUCAGUGAAGAUUAUUGAUGUUUAAAAAAAAACAGAUCUUAAAUAUGGUGAUUGUGUAAUGGCAUGACAGUUCACCGAAAGAGCCUGAGCUGGUUUACUGAAAAUUAAAAAUCUUGUGGAUAUACACCAUUGCAGAUUUAUGCCCUAUUUGGGAUUAUUUAAACCCAUGAUAUUCGCAUAGCAAGUACCACAUGCUGUAUUUUAAGCUACAGACAUGCUGGGGUUAAAUUCAUCCAGGUACAAUCAGUUUAUUCUCAUUAAAGAACCGUUCUGAAGUGCAUUCCCAAAUGAAAGUGUCAAUAGACUGAUUUCACGCAACCGCCAUUUUUAAAAGUGAAAUCGAGGCUGCAGUGGGAAGAAACCCGGAAGUAUCAUUGGAAGUUACAUUGGAACGUUGUGUACUUGGCUGUAUAUCUUAUCAGCGAAGAAAAAGUGACACAAAUUUAUCAUUUCACCACCUUCCGAGUGACCCGAAGGUCCGUUCUGAAUAAAUGGUGAAAAUAAAAAGGCAUAUCAGAGCUCAUUUUCAGCUAAGUUAAGAGAAAUGGCACUAGUUAGCUAACAUUUUCUUUCCCAAACACACAUUUUAGACACCUUUAUCAAACUCGAGGACUGCAGUGUUUUAUCGCUCACCAGGUUACAUAGGCUGAAGCAGGAAAGCAUUCCCACGGUGUUUAACUGAUGCUAUGAACUGAAGCCUAUAGGAGGACACUUGAGCAUAUUACUCUUACAGAGAUUGUGAUGUUGUUUGAUGCUAAAUUGCUUUUUAAUUGUUUAAAUUAAACUUACUGAAUGAUAUUAAAGUGAUGUUUACACCAUUUCUGCAUUUUGAAAUCUCGGUAACAGCUGGAGGUUUAUAGUCCACAGCAUGUUACUGCAAUGUUUACAGUGCUGGCCCUAUACUUCCGGGUUUCUUCCCACCGCAGCCUCGCUUUAGAUCUUUAAAAUGGCGGCCGCGUGAAAUAAGCGUAUGGGACUAUAUGCGGAAUUCAGAAAGGCACGUUUUUAGUGACACUAGUGGCCAUUCAGUGAACUGCAGCCAGCAAAUCACUGCUUGUCACAGAUGCAGGAGAAUGAAUGUCAUUUAAUGCCCUGAUAUACGCACCAUUAACUUCUUUAUCACGCUUUAAUUACAAAAACAAAUAACUAGUACCCGUUUGGAGCAAUGCAGAUGUCAUCCACACUGCUGAAAGGCAACAUUUAGAUGAAUAUGUAAAUUUGUGUUGCGCACUUUCCUCUCAGUAACAAAAUAAACAUGCCACAAACAUGAGAAAACAGUAGUUAAGAAAGCAACCGAUCAUUAAAACGUGGCUCUUUAAUUACCAGCAUCACGUUAACAGAUUACAAUUUUUAAACAAUUGAUUAAAUUGAUAUAACUGAGACAGAUUGAUAUGGCUUCAUAAUUAUUUUACAUCAAAAAAUAUUUGUACAUGGAUCAGAGGAUGGAAGAGAGGCUCUUGAGUGCGUCUUUUUGAAGUUCACAAAAAAAAAAAAUCCCAAAUGUGAAUUGAGUGCGUUUCCAUCAAGUUUUUAGAGUGGCUGACUGUAGUAUUGGUAACCUAGCAACCAACAGAAAACAUAGCAAGCAUAUUGUAGACAGCUGAUACAUGCUGAGAUAGCUGUCAUGCGGUUAUAACUUUCGCUGUUAUGCCAUGGUCACACUAGAGUUUAAGCAUGCGAAAUUCUAUCGUACGGUGAAAAGGGGCGGGGUUAAACAAGAUGAUUUGACAUUGAAAAAAGCAAGAGAUUGGUCCAUAUUUUACAUUUUUGUUCAGAGAGAUGUUUUGAUCUUUGAUUGGUCUCGUGCAGCCAUGUGAUGCGAUUUCACAGAUCAUACUUCAAGCUUGAUCUUUCCAAUGCAACGAACUGCGAAACUGGUUGUCUGGUCUGUUGCAUUCGCGUGCUUAUAAAUGGAAGUCUAUGUGGCGAAAAGUGUAGUGUGACCGCGACUUUAGAGUUUAUUUGGCAAAUACAUUUCCAUCUCCCAUUAUCAGAAUUAACACCUUUUUCGACUAAAACCACCUCAAGCGAAUGUAAAAACAUUUUUUGUGUGUGAAUUAAGGGAUGUUCAUUUAAAAUUUGCCAUUUCUAUCACUCGUUUCUCAUGCAAUAUACUUAAAAAUGUGCUUUAGAGUAAAGAAUAACUCAGAUAUAGAUUAGGCAGAAACCUAGGAAGUCAUAUCAGUGAUGUCAUCCGUUUAUCCGGGGCCGGGUCGCAGGGGCAGCAGUCUUAGGAGAGAACUCCAGACUUCCCUCUCCCCAGACUCCUCCCAGGUAACAGAGCUCCUUACCCCAGGUGGAGGAGUUCAAGUAUCUUGGAGUUUUGUUCACGAGUGAGGGAAGGAUGGAGCGUGAGAUUGACAGCCGGAUCGGUGCAGCGGCAGCAGUAAUGUGGUCCAUGUACCGGUCCGUUGUGGCAAAGAAGGAGCUGAGUUGAAAGGCAAAGCUCUCGAUUUACCGGUCAAUCUAUGUUCCUACUCUCACCUAUGGUCAUGAGCUUUGGGUCAUGAUUGAAAGGACAAAAUCUCGGAUACAAGUGACCGAAAUGAGUUAAAAAAAAAAAAAACCUAGGAAGUCUUGUAUUUAAAAUUUUGUUAUAAGCUGUUAUUUCAUUAUGAGCUGUUUCAAUUGGACAAAAAUGUAUUUAUUUGAUGAAAAUUCUUCCACACAGUCGUUUUCAAUAAUCUAAAGAAACAUUUUUACUGUAAAAGAAAGACAUUUGUUCAAUGGAAAUGAAGUUAAAUGUUCGUCUACAACCAAAACUGCCUUUGAAAUCAAUUAAACAAGAAUACAAUAGUCGCUAUCCAUGCCAGAUAAAAAGAAAAAAAACAAGAAAAAAAAGACAUAACUUACACAUAGAACUUUAAAACUGUGAA